AUGGUAUCAGAAGAGCCAGUCUCUAACGAGUCUUCAAUUCCUAUAUUCACUAUGUCAUCUUCCUCAGCCCAAAAUGCCCAAAAUCUCAAUACCCAUCUUGCUUCCUCCACCGAAAUCCCUCUCAUUACUCUCAAUAUCACUACUCAAAUUAAUCAGAAACUCACUCCCUCCACUUUUUCCCAAUGGAGAGCCCAAUUUGAAGCUCUCCUCAAACGCUAUGACCUACUUGAUUAUGUCAUUGACAUUUCUCAAUGUCCCAAUUUGGAUAAUAAUUUAGUCUCAGCCUUACAAAAGACCCAUUGGGUUCAACAAGACAAGGUUAUUUUAAGAGCCAUUCUCACCUCUACCUCUCCUACUAUAACCCCUCUUAUUGCUACCGCUCAAACUUCACAUGAAGCAUGGAAGAAACUAACCUCUUUGUAUGCUAGCAGGUCACGGACAAGGGCUAUGCAACUCAAAGAGGAGAUUGCCUUAAUUCAGCAUGGAAAUCAAUCCAUUACCGAGUAUUUGCAUGCUAUCAAGGCCUUGGCAGAUGAGAUUGCCAUUAUUGAUGAACUAACUUUGUAUGUUUUGCAUGGUUUAGGUUUUGAUUUUCUUGAAAUUGCAGCACCAAUUCGAUCAAGGGAGAACCCACUUGCUUUUGAGGAACUUCAUGAUCUCCUUGUUGGCCAUCACAACUACAUGAGAAGGUUGGAUGCUACUACCUAG
Messenger RNA from Juglans regia (Persian walnut), 708 nucleotides. RefSeq lists its product as uncharacterized. The transcript has a single exon. Bases 1 to 708 code for a protein of 235 amino acids. The record is from RefSeq and is a predicted model, not a curated record. Lineage: Eukaryota; Viridiplantae; Streptophyta; Magnoliopsida; Fagales; Juglandaceae.